CUCCCAUUCCUUCAAUUUCGUGGCUAAUCUUCCAUGUAUACCCUUCUUAUUUUCACUUCCUUUCUCUCGAUUGUUUGUUUCUUCUUCUCGCAUUCUCUGCUGUUAUCUCCCUACAUUUUGGUUGUGUUCUAACGAGUCCAAUUGAAGUGUGUGUGGCAACUUGGAUACACCAUCCUCAUCUGAGGAAACCAAGACAAUGGAAUGUCUAACUGGAGCGGUAGGUAAUAAUUGUUCGUUCUCUGUUUUGCUUGAGUUUGCUGCUGAUAAUGAUGUUGAGGGUUUUCAAAGAUAUAUGAUUGCAAGUGAUGUUUCUUUGGUUGGUGAGGUUGGACUUUGGUAUGGUUGCCGGAAGAGCUCCAAACAGAUGGUCGUGGAGCAGAGAACUCCGUUAAUGAUUGCUGCUAGGUACGGUAGCGUCGAUGUAGUGAAGUUAAUUCUUUCCCUGUCAGAGGUAGAUGUCAAUCUCUCAUGUGGCCCAGAUAAGAGAACUGCUCUUCACUGUGCUGCUUCGGGCGGGUCUAUUGGAGCUGUAGAGGUUGUCAAGUUGCUUUUACUUGCUGCUGCUGAUCCUUGUGUCACUGAUGCCUAUGGCUGUCGCCCUUCUAAUGUUAUUGUUGCUCCUUGGAAUAUGCCCCAGAUAAAAGUAGCCCUUGAAGAGCUCUUAAACAAUCAUGAUCCUGUUUGUCUUGAGAAAUUACAUGAUAGCGGUUCAUCAGAUGUAAAGAUAACUGCAGUUACAUGUAAGACCACUGAUAAUAUUGUUUCUUCUGCUCAAGAGAAGGAGUACCCUGUUGAUCCAUCUUUUCCUGAUAUUAAUAGCAGUAUUUACAGCACUGAUGAGUUUCGUAUGUUCUCGUUUAAGAUCCGGCCUUGUUCCCGAGCUUAUUCCCAUGAUUGGACUGAGUGUCCUUUUGUGCACCCAGGUGAAAAUGCUCGAAGAAGAGACCCAAGAAAGUUUCAUUACAGUUGUGCACCAUGUCCUGAUUUUCGUAAAGGGAGCUGUAAGCAGGGAGAUUUAUGUGAAUAUGCUCAUGGUGUUUUUGAAUCCUGGCUGCACCCUGCCCAGUACAGAACUCGAAUCUGCAAGGAUGGCACAACGUGCCAACGUCGCGUCUGCUUCUUUGCCCAUAGACCUGAGGAACUGCGACCACUUUAUUUAUCCUCUGGAUUAGGCAUUCAGUCUCCGCAAUCUGCUGCCUCUUCUGUGAUUACAAUGGAUAAGAUGGGAGUUCUGAACCUUUUGUCUGGUUCUCCGUCAGCUUUGACAGCAAUAUCAGUGUCUCCAUUUUCUCCAGCCAUGUCACCCUCUGCUAAUGUUAUUUCUCAAGCACCAACGGGUUGGCCUCAACAUGUUCCAACUUUGCAUCUGUCCGGAAGCAAUCUUCAAGGAAGCCGUUUGAGGUCCUCCCUCAAUGCAAAAGACAUGUCAGCCAUGGAACUUAACAUGUCACGGGAUUUUGAAGUGCAUCAGCGGCGCUAUCUCAGUAAUUUGUCCUGUUUUUCACAACCACACUUGGGGCGUAAGUCUUCAAAUUUAGAUGGGCUUUUUUCUACUGAGGUCUCUUCUACUCGAUGUCCUAAUCAAGUGACUGCUAUGCCUAUUUUAUCUCCUGUGCUUUCAGAUAAGCUAGAGCAACAACAAUGAGUGUUAUCUCCAAUUGAAACAAACAUCUUCUCUCCCAAGAAUGAUCACCCUCUCUUGCAGUCUGCAUUUGACGCUUCCUUGUCAGAAAGAAUUUCAACUUGGAAUGUGGAGCCUUUAUCCCCGUUGAACUCCCUAUUAUCUGCUUCUACUAACCUUGAGAAGCAGCAGCAAUCACUUCACAACUUAAGCACACAGGAACUUGGAUAUAAGCUCUCAAACGAUCUCGAAUCAAAAGGUGUCACCGGUUCCCUUUUAAAUUCUUGGCCAAAAAGGGAGACGCCCAAUUGCAAAGUAGAUUGGCCAAUUCAAGAAGAUGAAUUUAGUCAGUUUCAUAAAUCAUGUUCUAUUUUGCAUCAUGGCAUGGAACCUGCAGUUUCAUUGGUUCAAUCAAUGGUGAAAGAAUCUCCAUCUGUUCCGACCACACUGGCAACCUCAAGCAGGACUCUUCCUGUUGAGGGUUCUAAUUCUAACUUCCGUGGCAAACUCGGUGAUCAUGAAAUAUUUCUGGCAUUGUGUAAACAGUUGCAGCUUGACAAGAUUAUGGCUUAGUGAAGACAUUGGUUUUGCCAAGCUGCUCUAUUAGAAGGGAAAUUGUUUAUUAUUUUGAUUGGUGGUGGUAUGGGAAUUAACAAGAUAGAGAAAGACAAUGUACAGUGAAAAUAAUAGUUAUUGGCCCCAUUUAUUUAUUGUCAUCACAGGACAAGUCAAGAAGGGGGGGGGGGGGGGAGGUGAGAAAUUGAAAUUACCUGUCUGAGUUACUUGUGAAUAGCCAGCUCUAGUAAGGCAAUAUUCUCACUUCCUUUAGUUUCAUUUGUUCGUGGAAUAAGUUACAUAUUUCAUUCGGAUAAAGUUUGCCAUCCAUAAUUCUUUUUAUUAUUUGAAUUAUUUGUUUUUGCAUAUAAAUUUUCAAUGGAUUAUUCCCAUUUAAAA
Molecule: messenger RNA, 2575 nt
Organism: Gossypium arboreum
Lineage: Eukaryota; Viridiplantae; Streptophyta; Magnoliopsida; Malvales; Malvaceae
Product: zinc finger CCCH domain-containing protein 56-like
Exons: 2
Molecular function (GO): protein binding; metal ion binding
Source: RefSeq, a predicted model, not a curated record